AUAGCUGAGGCUGAGGUACCAGUUAGAGGUAUCAAUGUUACUUGCAGUCACGUCCCUUGAUUUCACUCCAAAAAAAACUGCAUGAUAUAAACAAUAUGGCUGCCUCCUGUAGCAACAAAGAGCAAGUGAAGAAGAAAUUUUAGAAAUAUCUGGGAUAAAAUGUAACAGAUUCUUUGCCUAUUCUAUACGCUGAAGAUGUCGGCUACAUUAAGAUUAGUGUCUGUACCAGACGUUACCCAAGUGCUAUCAUCAAGUGUGUGAGCCACGAGGGAGGCACUGUGUUUACCAGUGAUGUGCUUCACUUACUCUGCAGCCUGGAUAUUGAUCAUCCAGCUGGAGAAAUUGUGAUUCAGGCUCUACAGUCUCACCACAAACUACACGGUUCAGGGACAAAGACUUUACUUUUCUUCAUGGUCAGGAUUAUAAAAGCUGUGUGUCAGCUGCAGCAGUUGGGCAUCUCACAACGCAAGUCUCUCACUCUAAUGCAAGAGGCUGUUUCAGAGCUAUUGACGAAAGUUGAAGAUAUUGCUAUACCUCUUAUAUCCGAAGACCAGCCACCUCUUGUGGAAGAACCCCAUAAAAUAACCACAAAUGUGUCAUCUUGUGCUGUACCAGUAGAUGCUCCUGUUUGUGAUAAUGAAUCUCUAAGUCAUUGCACUGACUCUAAUUGUGUGCCCGAAGACUCGGUGCCCUUUGCUCAUGCUGCACCUGUACCUCAGCCAUGCUGCAUCGACCCAGUGACAUUACCAUUGACGAGAGACAAUUCUGCAGCUUACAUGUUUGAUGUAAAUGCUGAAACUGAGGGGGAAAAUCCUAAUGGACUCUGUGUAAAGAGCGAUGUGCCAGAGACAGAUAUUGUGUACUUAAAAAUGUCAUCACCGUCCAGUGAAGAUUCUGACAAUUCUGAUAUUGACUGGUUUUUCUCUUCUGUGACUCAUAAAGAUGGUGAAGACUCUACAAUAAAUGAUAAGCGAGAUCAAGUUGAAAUGAGUGCUGAUUCUAGUGCAGAUUUCAGUAAGAACCUGUCUGAGGCAAACUUUUCAAACCUGAUUACUUCAGCCAGAGAUGGGUCUUUGCACGAUUCAGAUUUUGAAGAUUGUUUUGAUGACACAGACAACCGUCAGUACGUCAAUGUUGUAGUUGAACCAGUUCCACCACCUCAUCUUAUGGGAGCAAGAUCUGGAUCUUAUUUAACAGAUGCCCACACAAUAGCCAACAGUGAUACUACUUUGUUCAGAAAUGCUAGAAUACAUUACCCCAUAGCUGUAGACUUUGAUGAUGUGCAUGACAAGACAGCUGUGAAGCGUCAGGAAAGUGAAGAAUCAGAUGAAUUUAGUCAUUGUAUUGUAGACUCAGGAAUUGAUGGAGAAAGUUCUGAAAGCAAUGACAUCAACCUGUGUACAUCAUCUAGUUUGGUCAAUAUAUGCAAUGUAUCAGACCAGGAUGCUUCCCAGGAAUCUUCAAAUUGUUUUAGCCGUAGAGAUAAUUCAGAAUGUGUUGAAAUUCAACCAAAACAGUUGGCACCAGUGACUUCAAUUCUGCACUUGGUUCCAAGUCAGGAUGCAAAUUUUGAUAGUGAGACUUUUGAGACGUAUAAAAAUGAAAAUACUAGUCUCUGCAGCUCUGACAGUAGCAAUGAAUCUGAAAAAAACCAAGAGGAGUGCUUAAGAAAUGGACAUUCUUCAAAUGUGGUAAAUGUUAAAAAUGAAAUCCACUCCUUGAAUGCAAUGCUUGCGUCAAUCGGUGUGGCAAAAAGAACAAACAUGGCAUUAUUGAGCCGCCAUUAUACAAUGUCAAAUGAAAAAGAUGCAGGCAAAGAUUUCCCCAAGACAAACAGUGAGACUAAUAAUGCUCAAACUUUGCAUGAAAAAGUAAUCAGUUGUGAAGACAAUGAAAGUUCUCUGGUCAUGCUUUCAUCAUCAAUGAAGGCUACAGGCUUGUCUGAAAGUAACCCAUGUGACAGUAGCAGUCCAUGUUCUUCCAUUUCUUCCUCUAAAAGAGUGAAUGCAGAUGUUGAAGAAUCCUGUGGUACUGAAGCUUUAAAGGAAAUUAACAAAAUUAAAUGUGUGUCAAAUUUUCGUGAUGGAACAAAUGCAUUUUGGAAGGGGGAUGAACAAAUUGUGCAAAAUUCAUACGGCAGAGCAACCAUGAACAAUGAAGGCAACAAACUUAGUAUUCAAAAAUCGUGUGACAAAGAAAUUGCAGGCCAGAGUCAUGAUGAGGGAAGACAAUCUUUACUCGAGAAAUUGCUACUUCAGAAAACUUCGGCAUCCAAGCUUUCUAUUGCCAUGAAUAUGGCAAUGUCUAGCAGGCACUUCUCACCAGGGGAUGUAGUGGGACUUACACAGGAAGAUGACGGAGGCAUCAAGACUUUCAGUGAUGGAUGCACUUCAGUGUUAGAUUCUACCGAGUCAACUCUGAAAUUCGGGACCACAUUCAAAGAUUGCUUGGUGGAUGAAGUUAAUGGUACCUUUCACAAAUUUGUGGAAGAGGAUUCAGAAUCUUUUAGCCAAGAAUUUCUGCAUAAAUCAAAAAACGAGCAGCAUUCAGAUGAAAGAUCAGCCAUAUUGUCCAUCAAUCUUACCUCUGAUUAUGCUUCAUUGAAGCCGGAUCCUCUGAUGAAAUUGGCAGUGGAGGCUUUUGAAAAACAGAUAAAACAUACAGAAACUGAAAGCUUCAACGUCCAUCUCAUUGACUGUAUAGCUGUGUCGUCAUCAUCUGUGCCGUCUGCGGCUUCUUUGAUCCCUGGUCUGCUGGUGCAGUGUGAGGAAGAGAUUCUGCAGCCACUUAGAAGUGACAAGUCCCUAAAGAGGGCUAUAUUAGUGAAUGGAGACCUGACCAUUUCCCACCACCACAAAGGCUAUAAGCCUACACUGAGCAGCAAGACGCUGAUUGACGACAGAGGCUCAUGCAGCCUAGACCCAGAGGAAGUACAAUGGGCUCAGAGGAUAGUGAACACCCUGAAGGAAAUAAGUGUAGGAGCAGUUCUUGUCCGUGGCAAAAUAAGCGACGUUGUGUUGAUAGAGUGUCUGAACACUAACAUUCUGCCCAUUCAACACGUGUCUCAUCACACGCUGAGUGUGCUGGGCCAUGCUCACUGUGUGCCUCUGUUGGUUUAUGUGACAGAAGCUAGUGUGACAGAUGUGUGCAGUCUUCAUAUUGAGUCUUUUAGUGAUGCUGUAAAGGGUACUGUGUUUCAAGGAGAUCCAAGUUUUGAAAAGUAUGCUGUCAUUUCUAACAUGGCAGAUGUUCAGACUGUGCUUGUUCAGAGCUCCUGUGACAUGUCGAGCCAGCUGCUCAGAGAACGAGUGUGGCAAUGUUUGCAUACAGUGGAUGGUGUGGUGACGGACGCACGGGUUCUACCAGGAGGUGGAGUCACGGAGCAGUGGUGUGCUGAGUGGCUGAAGACUGAGGCCAACAGGGGAUUGAAUGCUGAAGACAAUCAGUGCUUUAUCCGGCCUGCAGUACUGGAGGCACUGUCUGAUGUGUUUCAAGAUUUUGCCACAUCCGUGAGGCUCAACCUGACGGUAAAUGGGACCGAGAAUUUGACAGAACAGCACCAUGACAAAUACGAGUCAGAUGUGCGCCUGUUGCCAGUACACCAGUCUGUUCCAGGGCCUGGGUUAUCCGAUUAUUUUUCUGCUGCAAGUCCAAGAUUCGAGUUACAAGCACAUAACAAAAAGUGGAAUGGUGAUUACGGUGGGAGAGAACCCACAUUUCAGAAAGUGUUUGUGAAUAAUGCGUCCAUGUCUGAAGCUGAAUUACCUGUCAAAAAUAAGGCAUUGGGACAGAGUGAAUUGUAUGAUUCUGGAGAUAUUUUAUCAUCCCUUUCCGCAAUGGAGACCAAAGAACAUACCCAAGUAAAGAACAGGAAUGUGAAAUGUGACGACCAUCUGGUCUAUACAAAGUUUGACCUACUAUCUGCCAAGGUUGCUGCAUGGACUCAAUCUGUUGAUGUGGCUCACACGUUACUCUCCCUCCAUUCCCUUGUCACUACAGGGCUCACCCCAGCAGACAUGAAUGGUACGGAUGUUAUCCUAUGACAAGAGCCUUUAUAAAGUUGUCCAUUGUCAAUAUUUUAUACAGAGGAAUUGUUGCAUGUAUUUUUAUAAAUUCUUCUCUAUGGAAAAUAAAUUGUUGAUUUUGACUUACAUUUGAAAAUGAA
Molecule: messenger RNA, 4165 nt
Organism: Aplysia californica (California sea hare)
Lineage: Eukaryota; Metazoa; Mollusca; Gastropoda; Aplysiida; Aplysiidae
Biological process (GO): chaperone-mediated protein complex assembly; photoreceptor cell maintenance
Molecular function (GO): ATP binding
Source: RefSeq, a predicted model, not a curated record